Molecule: messenger RNA, 1911 nt
Organism: Ustilago hordei
Lineage: Eukaryota; Fungi; Basidiomycota; Ustilaginomycetes; Ustilaginales; Ustilaginaceae
Exons: 2
Coding region: 1-1911 (636 amino acids)
Biological process (GO): phosphatidylethanolamine biosynthetic process
Cellular component (GO): mitochondrion
Molecular function (GO): phosphatidylserine decarboxylase activity
Source: RefSeq, a predicted model, not a curated record
AUGCAAGCAUCACUGAUGCGGCCACGCGGCCGCGCCAGCCUUCUAUAUCGCCCCUGGGCUCCUGCCGAAUCGCUACGAGCUACACCAGCCCUUUUGCGAAACACCACAGCCCCGGUGCAGCUCAUUUCAUCUAUACAGCUUAGCAAUCCAUCACAUCGCAUCAACUUGUACUCGUACUCUUCCAAGCGACACUACAGCCGUGAUCCGCUUCAAGCCGAGCUCGAGGCAAACACAGUCCGGGGCAAUCGCGUUGCACGAAGUCGCAAAGAAGAGCAGGCACGACAGCAAGAAGAGAGCAGACAGAAAGCUGAAGAAGGGUCUUACAAACAAAAGCUGUCAAGAUCAUGGUCCGGCACACAGAUCAAGUGGUAUCCAAUUCCCCUUCUCCUAGGGGCUGUCGUCCUUGUUGGAGUGCAAGCACGUAGGAACUACGUUGCCGAGCGAGAUGGCAAAGGUGUCGGUAACAGGAUCGUCGAUGAGAAUGGCCAGGUCGUCAGGAUGCAGGGCCCGUGGACCGUCUAUGUCAUUGGAGCUCUUCCUCUCAACGCCAUUUCUCGAGCUUGGGGCUGGACCAAUAACCUGACCCUUCCCGUCUGGUUCCGUCCAUUCGGCUUCAAGCUCUACGCCUACAUCUUUGGCUGCAAUCUCGACGAGAUGAAGGACCCUGAUCUCACACAUUACAGGAGUCUCGGCGAGUUCUUUUACCGUGAAUUGAAGGAGGGUGCCCGCGAGAUCGACGACAGCAUCCUUGUCUCGCCUGCAGACGGCAAGGUUCUCCACUUUGGUGAAAUUGCCGGCCGCCGUGUCGAGCAGGUCAAGGGUAUCACCUAUUCGCUUGAUGCCCUUCUGGGCGUGACAAGCGCUCCAGAGGCCACCGAGAACGUCAUCGGCAGUACCAAGGAAGAGGUAGAGCACGCUCGCAUCGAUGAUCGCCAAUUUGCUUCGGUCAAUGGAAUUGACUACACGCUGGAUGAGCUUCUUGGUGAUGAGAAGAGCAAGUCGGCUGUUCCUGAUCCCGAGGAGGAGCCAAAGCGCAUGUCGAGUUGGAAGAGGUUUGGCAAGGCAUCCUACUGGAAGUCUUGGGUAACGCGGAAGCCAUCCCAAGGCUCCAAUACCACAGGAGUCCCACCCUCUGCUGCUAACGGCUCCACUGAUUCGGACGAAGACGACACCGACAUUAUACCGUCCAGCACUUCUCAGGCCACAGACAGCAAACCGAAGAAGAUCGACGAUGCGGGUAUGCCAGAGCCCGACACUCCCGAAGUACUUGGACGAUACGCCAACGUUGCAUACGAGAUGGGUGUUGGCGCUCUUCCACCGCUCCUGCAACCGCAUUCUCCCGGCGCCAAGGGUGUCAAGGAAGGAAACAAGCUCUUUUUCUGCGUCAUCUACCUAGCUCCUGGUGACUACCACCGCUUCCACAGUCCCACCAACUGGGUAGCCGAGCGACGUCGACACUUCCGCGGAGAACUCUAUUCUGUUUCACCCUACAUGGCCAAGCGUCUGUCCAAUUUGUUCGUGCUCAACGAGCGUGUAGCACUACUCGGUCGCUGGAGACACGGCUUCUUCGGCAUGGUGCCCGUUGGCGCAACCAACGUCGGCUCGAUCCGCAUCAACUUUGACAAGGCGCUCCGAACCAACGUCCGUAUGCAGCGCUACUUAGCCGGUACUUACUCUGAAGCCUCCUACUCUGGUGCGAGCAGGCUUCUCGGUGGACAACCUCUUGCUGCCGGCGACGAGAUGGGCGGUUUCUUGCUCGGGUCCACUAUUGUGCUCGUGUUUGAGGCGCCGAGCGACUUCCGCUUCGACAUUAAGCCGGAGCAGAAGAUCAAGGUUGGUCAGCGCUUGGGAGACAUCCGACCGCCAACACCAGAAGAAUCCGAAGCGAGUAAGAACGGACGUCAGGUUUAA